Messenger RNA from Nymphalis io (European peacock), 762 nucleotides. RefSeq names its product pupal cuticle protein Edg-84A-like. The record is from RefSeq and is a predicted model, not a curated record. The coding region runs from base 1 to 729 and encodes 242 amino acids. Gene Ontology annotation, cellular component: extracellular matrix. The transcript has 7 exons. Lineage: Eukaryota; Metazoa; Arthropoda; Insecta; Lepidoptera; Nymphalidae.
AUGUUGUCUAAGGUUGUCAUUUUCUUGGCUGUUGUUGCUGUGGCUGUAGCGCAAUACGGCUACGAUCAUGGCUCAGCUUACUCGUCUCAACACAUCUCACGUCACGACGGACACCCUGAGAUUGUGAACGUGCACGGCCAUCACACUGACUACUAUACUCAUCCUAAGUAUGCGUUCGAGUACAAAGUAGAGGAUCAUCACACCGGCGACAUGAAGUCUCAACACGAGAGUCGCGACGGUGAUGUAGUGAAGGGUGUGUACUCGCUGCAUCAACCAGACGGCUCCGAGAGGACUGUGCACUAUCAUGGUGACCACCAUACCGGAUUCCAUGCUGACGUAAAAUACGACACACAUCACAUUAUCCUAUACUUAACUGCCGUAGUCGGUAUUGCGGUAGCACAAUUUGAAUAUGACAACGGACAUGGCGUAGCGUUUUCAUCAAGUCAUAUCUCUCGGCACGAUGGACAUGCAGAUAUUGUCGGACAUGGUCAUCACAUUGACUACCACACCCAUCCUAAGUAUACAUUCGAUUACAAAGUGAAGGAUCACCACACGGGUGACAUGAAGACUCAACACGAGAGUCGCGAUGGUGAUGUAGUGAAGGGCGUGUACUCGCUGCACCAACCAGACGGCUCCGAGAGGACUGUGCACUACCACGGUGAUCAUCACACUGGUUUCCAUGCAGAUGUGAAAUACGAGACUCACCACAUAGUCCCGAAACAUUAUUGAGAGCAAAUAUUAUAUUAAUAAAGUUUACAUAAU